This is a messenger RNA of Vombatus ursinus (common wombat), 1924 nucleotides long. RefSeq names its product short chain dehydrogenase/reductase family 9C member 7 (gene SDR9C7). The transcript is spliced from 4 exons. Bases 136 to 1080 code for a protein of 314 amino acids. Lineage: Eukaryota; Metazoa; Chordata; Mammalia; Diprotodontia; Vombatidae. The record is from RefSeq and is a predicted model, not a curated record. Gene Ontology annotation, molecular function: oxidoreductase activity.
UGCAAGGAGUUGAAAGGAAGGGUAAUUUUUUGUCUCCUUUGGUGUGUUCCAGAAAGCCUGGGGUGAACCUCCCUGAGCCAGAGCCUCCAGUUGUCUCCAGACCCUGGGGUUCCCUCUCCCCUGAACCCUGGCACCAUGGGUGGCAUCAUGGACAUCUCUUUCAUGUACCGAUGGUUAAAGAACUUAAAUCUGGUCCCAAACCUCUCUGACAAGUACGUAUUCAUCACUGGCUGUGACUCUGGCUUCGGGAAACUUCUGGCUCGGAAACUGGAUGAGCGAGGGAUGCGGGUGCUGGCUACCUGCUUCACUGAGGAGGGAGCCCAGGAACUCCUAAGGGCAUGCUCCCACCGGCUACAGGUCACCUUUUUGGACGUCACCAAGACAGAGAGCAUCAAGGCAGCAGCCCAGUGGGUGAAUGCCCAAGUGGGAGAUCAAGGGCUCUGGGGCCUGGUGAAUAAUGCUGGAAUCGGCCUGCCCAGUGGCCCCAAUGAGUGGCUGACCAAGGAGGAUUUCGUAAAGGUGAUAAAUGUGAACCUGGUAGGACUGAUUGAGGUGACCCUGAACAUGCUGCCAAUGGUCAAGAGGGCCCGGGGCAGGGUCAUCAACAUGUCCAGCAGUGGGGGCCGAGUGGCAGUCAUUGGCGGUGGUUACUGUGUCUCCAAGUUUGGUGUGGAGGCCUUCUCUGACAGCAUCAGGAGAGAGCUCUAUUAUUUUGGAGUGAAGGUCUGCGUCAUUGAGCCUGGAAACUACCGGACCUCCAUUUUGGGCAAGGAGGACAUAGAACAACGCAUGCGACACCUAUGGGAGCGGCUGCCCCAGGAGACAAAAGAUAGCUACGGAGAGCAGUACUACUACCUUUACACUAAAAACUUAAAAAAUUUGACCAGACUGGCAGAACCGAAAAUCAGGGAGGUCAUAGACUGUAUAGAGCAUGCCCUCACCUCUCGAAGUCCUCGGAUCCGCUACAAUCCUGGCCUGGACGCCAAACUCCUCUACAUCCCACUGGCCAGAUUCCCCACACCAUUGACAGACUUCAUUCUGAGCCGAUACCUCCCAAAGCCAGCAGAUAGUGUCCUAUGAGACACUGAGAAAGGGGUAUUGGGGUCUGGUAAGGUGCAUAGAAGUCCCAGUGGGGCUGAGUGUGAGGAGCCAUUUUCUUCAGCUGAAACUUUCACCCCCAGGACUUUUUAUGCCCCUCACAAUGAGCUCUCACCAAGCCAAUGCUUAAUGCAAACCUAGUGUAGCAUUCCCAGGUUCAGAAACCCCACCAUGAUGCUGGGAAGCCACAGGAGUAUAAUAAUAAUAAUCCACAUUUACGUAGUAUUUUCUUGGUUUACAAAGCACUUUUUUCACAAUAACUGUGUGAGGCGGGUGAUAAAGUAUUAUUCUCUCAAUUUUACAGAUAAACUGAGACUCAGAAAAUUGAAACGAUUUGUCCAAGUUUGCACAUCUAGUGAUCAGCAGAGGUAGGAGCCAAACCUAGGUCUUCAGAUUCCACAACUAGCGGUCUUUCCAUUACACCCGGUUGCAUUGCAUCCUCAGGAUGACCAGCAACUCAGGCUUAUCAGAUUUUUGCUGACAUGCAAUGCCACAGUCAAGAAGAGGACAAGGAGUUCCUUCUAAAUAUUUAACCAAUAAAUAUAAUCAGUUCCCAAUUCUCCAAACUAAAAAAUGGUGAGGAAGUUGUGGGGAGUCAUUUGCAAUAAGAUAUAAUUUUUUAAAUGUCUAUUUUCUAUUUUUGGUCUUUGAAAAUAAGGAAAAGCUCAUCAUCUCACCCUCCAAAUUGGAAGUUGUGAGACAACACCACAGUCAUCAUAUCCAAGAUUCUGAUCCAAGUAAAAACCUUGAAAUGCUUUCCCUAAAAUUUCCCAGUGUUUUAUUCAGUAGGUGGAUGCUGUGCAUAUUAAUAAACAUUUACAAUCUC